Molecule: messenger RNA, 2268 nt
Organism: Brassica napus (rape)
Lineage: Eukaryota; Viridiplantae; Streptophyta; Magnoliopsida; Brassicales; Brassicaceae
Product: meiosis-specific protein ASY2
Exons: 4
Coding region: 1-2268 (755 amino acids)
Source: RefSeq, a predicted model, not a curated record
AUGUCGUCUGGGGGAAGGUUAUCUCGCGAGCAGAAAGGGAAGGAGGUUGCGAACGUAUCUCGUCCUUUGAGAGACGCGGGCGAGGUUACGCUCGAGGAGUUUGAACGGGUUCAUCAUGAUGCGAUGAUGGACACCGGGAGUCUGGAUCUGUCUCAAAGGAUCCUGGUUUCCGAGUCAGCGCGUUCAUUCCGUCAGGAAGUAAGGGGAAACCAAGCCGAGCCGCAGGCUUGCGAUAGAGACGGUUCUGGCGGUGCGAGAGACGGAGUCCUUCCUGCUCACUAUUCACCGACGUGUUAUUAUCCUGGGGAGAUCUUCGAAGAGCUGCCGGCGAUAGCUCCCGAGUGUCUGCGCUCUCCGGAUGUGAGCGGUCAGGCUUGGGAGAACGUUAUGAAGACGCAAUCGACUCCCAACAGCGUGAAGAGGCUUCUGAGGGAGCGCCGCGGAUUUGGGGUGACUUUCUUGAUUCCUUCGGCGAGCCAAAGGCCUUGGUCGCUGCCGGUUGGGUAUCAAUGCGUCUACGAGUCCUAUUUUCGUGAUGAUACGAAGCUUUGGUUCUCAAUUCCCCGACUAGUCACGGCAUACGCGAGGCGCCGAGAUGCAGCGAUAAGUCAAUUUUUGAAUGGUUCGUGGCGUAUUGCAGUUGCUUUGUUGGUUAUGGCUGCCGAGAUCGAUACCUCACUGAGCGUUCAUACCUUUGAAGAAUUGACGUCCGUGAGUUCGUUGGAGGAUGGCCUCCUAUCGAUAAAAAUGUGGCCAAACUACAACGUGAUAGGGGGGCAUCCUAAUAAGACGCUCGAUUGGCGGAGGUCCUACUUCUAUGUUAAAUGCGACGAUUCUGCCUUCGAAGACCCUCCAGACGACGACUACCGUGUCUUGUGGAACACUUUGCUUGCCAACCAUCCGACUUCUCGUGAAUACCCGGAAGAGUUUCUUGCGAACGCUCGGGAUUGGGAUUCGAGUUACCUUCCGUCGGUUAACAAAACCAAGAGACGUAUUUUGCUGUUCACCGGUGAGGAGCAGAAGAAGAUCAAUGCAGCAAGAAAGAUGAGGGGCCUUCCGGAUCUGAGCGCUAUGAUGGCGGGAGAGCUUGGCUUAUCGCGUGCCGAGCCGUUGGUGCCUCCCAGCGAGUUGGUCACUGACGACGUGAACCUCGCGACUUCUGACCAUCGCGAGUCCUCGCUUGUUGUUGCCGCUACUCCUAAGAAGAAAAAGAGCAAGAAAAGAGCCCAUGACGAGCCGCCUGUCGAUGAUGACCGCGAGACUCUUCCAGAGGGAGCCGAUCGUUCGGAGGGUGCAGAGCCGCCGACGAAGAAGAGAAAGAAGAAGAAGCGACUAUCCUUGGAGGAUAGCGUCACGGGUCGAGACAGUGGAAUCGCUUCCCCCCCUGCUCCAUCUGAUCCGACUGUCGGGCCCUCUCUCAACUUGGCCCUGGUGGAUGAAACUCGAAGCGUCUCACCCGAGGUUCCGCUUCAGAAGAAAAAGUUGAAGCAAACCAGUGAGCAAGGGACGACCAAGCGCCAAGUUUCCCCCGUUGCUAUUUCAUCGAACCCCGGGACGUCGGUCCCCGGUCCAUCGACUGGUGGUAUUCCAGUCGUAAGGAAGACUUUGAGAGUCGAGUUUCCUGACCGUGUUUCUUUUGAGUAUGACGGGCCAACUCCUCUCAUCUACGCUCCUCACAAAUGCGCGGAAUUGGUCAGCCAGAUCAAGUGCGGCCCAAAGCCAUUUCCGCCGGUCGCUGACCUGAUCUUCAAGGAUGAGUAUGUCGACGCCGCUCGCACCAAGUUGUUGUGUGACGGGGUUUCGAACUUCGUCAUCGAGAAAUAUGACUCUACGCUGAAGGAAGCGCUUGCUGAGUCAGAGAAGCUGAAGAAGACGGUGGUGAGUAAGAGCAGACUCCUCCGUCGAAGGAAGGCGGAGUGGCAGGAGGAGUUCGAGAGGAUGGCUGAGAAGAGGGAUCGCGCGGUUGCUCGGAGGAAAGCUCAGAAGAAGAGAGCCGACGCAGCUGAAGAGGAGCUUUCCGUUGCUCGCUCCACCGUCGAGGCUCUGGAGCUGCGGAAGGCCAAUCUUAUGAAGGAGAUAGGAGCCAAAGCCGCGGAGCACAAGAAAGAACUGGACCGCCUUAGGGAUUCGCGGAUUUACGAGGUCACGAAGGAAAGGGUGAGGGUUGAGACCGAGAUGAUUGCAAAGUCCAACAAGCAUUUUGGGAAUCUGCGCGAGUGGUGGACCCGUUGUGGACCUUUUGACACGGCGCGGUUACUCCAAAGUUAA